AAUCAUCCCUUCAAGCAAGAAAGUACAUUGAGAUUUUCAUCAUCCUUUGUCCAAAAAAGAUAAUGGCAACAUUUAAGUUUCUUACAUUUCUUAUUCUUCAGAUUUUUUGCAUCUUGAAGGGUGCUAAUUCACAAGGAGUGGAAGUAGGGUUCUACAAGAAAACAUGUCCAAAUGUGGAAGCAAUUGUCAAACAGACAACAGCUCACUACAUUUCUCGUGCUCCAACCCUAGCUGCUCCUUUGUUGAGAAUGCAUUUUCAUGAUUGUUUUGUUAGGGGAUGUGAUGGUUCAGUGCUACUGAAUUCAACAAAAGGUAACCAAGCUGAGAAAGAUGCAAUUCCAAACCAAAGCCUAAGGGGAUUCCAAGUAAUUGAUGCUGCUAAAUCUGCUUUAGAGCAAGAGUGUCCUGGCAUUGUGUCUUGCUCUGAUAUUUUAGCCUUAGCAGCCCGUGAUGCUGUUGAACUGAUUAAUGGACCAACUUGGGCAGUUCCCUUGGGAAGAAGAGAUGGGAGAGUUUCAAUUCUCUUAGAUGCCUUAAAGAAUUUGCCAACUCCUUUUGAUAACUUCACUACUCUUAAAACAACAUUUGGCUCCUUGGGCUUAAAUGUAAAAGACCUUGCUGUUUUAUCAG
Molecule: messenger RNA, 630 nt
Organism: Nicotiana tabacum (common tobacco)
Lineage: Eukaryota; Viridiplantae; Streptophyta; Magnoliopsida; Solanales; Solanaceae
Source: RefSeq, a predicted model, not a curated record